AUGCCUUCCAACACCGCAGCCUGGCUGGCUGCUGAAAAAGCUACUCCCCUCGAGGUGAAAUCCGCGCCAUACACUCCCCCUCGCGAGAAUGAGAUCGUCAUCAGAGCCCGUGCCGUCGCUAUCAACCCGGUCGACUGCUUCAUCCAGAUCAUGGGCAAUGCGCUGUUCUCGUGGCUCCAAUACCCGUUCAUCCUCGGGAGCGAUGUCGCCGGCGAGGUCGCGGAGGUCGGCAGCGGCGUCACGCGGUUCAAAGUCGGCGAUCGCGUUGUCGGGACUGGCAUCGGCAGGGUAACAAACAACCCGGCUGAAGGCGCUUUCCAGGAGUACGUCGUUGUCCUGGAGCACAUGGCCUCGCCCAUUCCAGACCGUGUAUCCUACGAGAGUGCUGCGGUUCUGCCCUUGGGUGUGUCAACUGCAGCAUGCGGUCUCUUCCAGAAGGAUUGUCUUGGUUUGCAGCUUCCGACUGUGCCACCAAAGCCCACCGGCAAGACGCUCCUGAUCUGGGGAGGCUCGACCAGCGUGGGCAGCAACGCGAUCCAGCUUGCUGUUGCUGCCGGGUAUGAGGUCAUCACCACUGCCUCGCCAAGGAAUUUUGACUACGUCAAGAAACUCGGUGCGAGCCAGGUGUUCGACUACCACAGCGAGACGAUCGUCGACGAGCUGGUCGAGGCAUUCAAGGGCAAGACCUGCGCCGGUGCCUUUGCCAUCGGACAAACAGCAUCUGUAUCCUGCGUGGAGGUCGUGGCGCGGACAGAAGGCACCAAGUUCGUCGCCCUGGCGAAUCCUCUGCCGGAGGGCCACGUUGUGCCAGACGGAAUUGGCACCAAGUUCUUCUUUGCCAGCGACAUCAAGGACAACGAGGUCAGCCACGCGAUCUAUGGGGACUUCUUGCCCAAAGCCCUUGCGGCUGGCACCUAUAUUUGUGCUCCGGACCCGGAGGUUGUCGGGAAGGGCCUGGAAAAUAUCCAGCCUGCUUUUGAGAUUCUGAGGAAUGGCGUGUCUGCUAAGAAACUUGUUGUUUCUUUGUAG
Rasamsonia emersonii CBS 393.64 is the source of this 1029-nucleotide messenger RNA. RefSeq names its product Zinc-binding alcohol dehydrogenase domain-containing protein cipB. Lineage: Eukaryota; Fungi; Ascomycota; Eurotiomycetes; Eurotiales; Trichocomaceae. Gene Ontology annotation, molecular function: oxidoreductase activity, acting on NAD(P)H. The coding region runs from base 1 to 1029 and encodes 342 amino acids. The record is from RefSeq and is a predicted model, not a curated record. The transcript has a single exon.